This is a messenger RNA of Brassica napus (rape), 1787 nucleotides long. Its product is annotated as scarecrow-like protein 1. The transcript is spliced from 2 exons. The record is from RefSeq and is a predicted model, not a curated record. Gene Ontology annotation, cellular component: nucleus. Gene Ontology annotation, biological process: regulation of DNA-templated transcription. Lineage: Eukaryota; Viridiplantae; Streptophyta; Magnoliopsida; Brassicales; Brassicaceae. Bases 276 to 1475 code for a protein of 399 amino acids. Gene Ontology annotation, molecular function: DNA-binding transcription factor activity; sequence-specific DNA binding.
UUUCUUUUCAACUAAAACUUCAAAACACCACACGAGUCGUUCGUUGAACACAUCUUAAAACAAAGGCGACAGUCACAGAGACAAACCAAUACAAGGCGGUUCCUUUUUUUUAUCAUUUCUGUCUUCUUCUGUAGAGAGACGACCCUUAAAGUUCAAACCUUUAAGACUUUUUCUUUCUCCCUUUGGCUUUUGCAACGUUUAUAUCAGACUUCAUCUUUCUCAAAUCUCCAGAAUCGAAGACCCUUCUGCUCUUGAACCUCUCCUGUUGAAGUUGGAUGGUGGAACAAACUGCGAGAGUCAUGUCACUGGUGAGUUCAGCUGAGCCAUCAGCUGCAGCAUAUAAGAACCCGAAGCUUUACUCGCUCAAUGAGAAUGGUUACAACAGUGACGGUGGUGCUUCUGUUGAAAUCUUUGAUCCAGACAGGUCCAAGAACACUUGUCUGACUCAUGAUUCUUACCCAAGCCAAAGCUACUUUCUCGAAUCCCCAACAGAACAACAUCUUGUUGCCUCUGGGGCGGCCUCGGUUAGCUCAUUUGGCUCUUUGGACUCGUUUCCUUAUCAGUCUAGACCGGUUCUUGGAUCCUCCAUGGAGUUUGAUGAUGAACAAAUGAGAUCAAAGAUUCAAGAGCUUGAAAGAGCCCUCCUCAGCGAUGAAGAUGAUAAUUAUAUCAUGGAGGGACUAGAUCACCUGAUGGAGGUUGACAACGAAUGGUCUUACCAAAACCAUUCAAACAAAGACUCCUCAUCUGCAGAUUCCAACUCUCAUUCCAGUAGUAGCAAAGAAGUGGUCUCACAAGCAACAACUCCAAAGCAAAUGCUCAUCUCUUGUGCCCUUGCCUUAUCAGAAGGCAAAUCAGAGGAAGCUUUGUCACUACUAAACGAGCUGAGACAGAUAGUUUCAAUCCAAGGAGACCCUUCUCAGAGAAUAGCAGCUUACAUGGUUGAAGGUCUAGCCGCAAGAAUGGCUGCUUCAGGAAAAUUCCUCUACAGAGCGUUGAGAUGCAAAGAGCCUCCUUCUGAUGAGAGGCUAGCUGCUAUGCAAGUCCUCUUCGAGGUCUGCCCUUGCUUCAAAUUUGGAUACUUAGCUGCUAACGGCGCAAUAGUGGAAUCAAUCAGAGAUGAAAAAGAAGUUCACAUAAUAGAUUUCGAUGUAAACCAAGGAAACCAAUACAUGACGCUGAUCAAAACCAUUGCUGAGCUUCCCGGUAAGGGCCCUCUCAUGAGGCUAACCGGUGUUGAUGACCCUGAAUCAGUACAAAGAUCAGUAGGAGGGUUGAGAAUCAUAGGCCUAAGACUCGAGCAGCUCGCUAAAGACCAUGGAGUCUCCUUCAAGUUCAGAGCAAUAGCGUCAAAGACUUCUUUAAUCGUCUCUCCAUCUGCACUCGGUUGCAAACCAGGAGAGGCUUUGAUCGUCAACUUUGCGUUUCAGCUUCACCACAUGCCUGACGAGAGCGUGUUAUGUACGAGGCUAUAAGGCCACCUAUUAUCCAUCACUACAAGAGGAGGCCCAAGGUCGGAACAGUAGAGGAGAAGAAUGAGACAAGAAAGGAUCUAGAAGGAUAAGAAUACAAGGAAGGAGGAGAGGACGUAAUAACCGUAUUGUCUGCGCACAUGGGUUGUCUGUGACGUGGCUAUUUGCUUUAUGCUUUCUAUAAGAGUAGUAAUGAAUAAGAGAAAUGUAUCGAGUGUGAUCAUCGAUCUUUUGUGUGAGGAGAGAGAGUACUCCUGUGUAAAAACUCUAAAACCUUUGUAUUAGCUUGUUCUCCAAGGAAUAUCUUUACAGUUU